Messenger RNA from Cryptococcus wingfieldii CBS 7118, 1692 nucleotides. RefSeq lists its product as hypothetical. Gene Ontology annotation, molecular function: transmembrane transporter activity. The record is from RefSeq and is a predicted model, not a curated record. The transcript has 7 exons. Gene Ontology annotation, cellular component: membrane. Bases 1 to 1692 code for a protein of 563 amino acids. Gene Ontology annotation, biological process: transmembrane transport. Lineage: Eukaryota; Fungi; Basidiomycota; Tremellomycetes; Tremellales; Cryptococcaceae.
AUGUCGUCUCUAUCGCCAGCUCACGACAACUACCAACCCCCCAGUUCCUUCCCCUCCUCCAAGACUCUAUGCGAAGACGCGAAUGAUUCCACCAGACCAGGCGACGCAGUCAAGGCAGCGUCACUCAAAUCAGGCAAGGAGAUCAGUCAAGAAGAUUCGAGUGUAGACAAUUCCGAGUCUCAUGUCAACCAGAACGCCGACACAGGCGCGGUGCAUGUGAAAUUAUCCCAGAAACGCAAGUGGACAUUACUCUUUGUAUUCAGCGUGGCGCAGUACCUUGAUAUCGCUCUCUACUCGGGUGCAUUGAUAUUUACGGACAGCGUCGCGGAAGACCUUGGUAUCCUGUACGAGUCCUCAACCUGGAUCAUCACAGCCUACACAGUCACCUUUGCAUCCUUCCUCCUCUUAUGGGGUCGUGUCUCGGACCUCUAUUCACCAAAGGCAGUCUUCGCCUAUGGUUUCCUUCUUCUCGGGGUCUUCAGCUUGGUACUGUCGUUCAUGCCGAACCAGUACGCUUUCUUUGUCUUCAGAGCCCUGAUGGGAAUAUGUGGAGCUGCUACUUUACCAUCGGCCUACCGUUUGAUCGUUGCUGUCUUUGAGCCUUAUGAGCUCAACCUGGCCCUUACCAUGUUUAUGAUGAGCGGUCCGAUAGCGAUAUGCUCGGCCAUGAUCCUAGCUGGAGUCUUUGAAUUGGUGAACGUGCACAAUCAGUUAGCCGGCUGGAGAUGGUACUUCAGAAGUAUCUCCGUUGUCGUCAUCCCCUUCGGUAUCUUUGCCUUGAGUGCUAUCCCAUCAGAAGCUGGUCGACUCGCCAACAAGAACCUUGACCAUAAGGACAGGCUGAAGCGCUUGGAUAUUGUCGGCUGUGUUUUCAUGUUGUCGGGCAUUAUUCUCUUCGUCCUCGGCCUCACUCUUGGAUCUUCCUUUGGAUGGAAGAAGCCCGGAUUCCUCGUACCCUUCCUUCUCUCCUGGCCGAUAAUGGUAUCCUUCUUUUUCUGGGAAGCCCGAUUGCCCGAGGGAUAUGCUCUCGUUCCGCCACGUUUCUGGAAGUUGAGGAACACCGCCCUCAUCAUCUUCUGUUCUUUGUCAAUCUACCCCUUCUGGGCUGUGACUCAGCUUGCAUUCAUUGAGCGCUCCCUCACUGUCUGGAACGAACUCGCCAUCGUGGCUGCCGUUCGCAUGCUUCCUUAUGCCAUCUCGGGAGGCAUCGUCGCCCUGGUCUUGCCCCGCUUGCUCAAGCACGUCUCCAACCUGCGAUGGCCCAUGGUAGCUGGCAUAGGUCUCGCAGGGUUACUGAUCAUCCCCAUGAUUUACUCAAAGGGCGAGAUCUUCCACAAUGUUUACUGGAGGUGGUUGUUUCCCGCUUUCUUUGUUGGGAGUGCCGCCAAUAUGGUGUACUUCCUCUGCGCCAAUGUCGCCAUCAUGACCAGUGUUGAUAAAGAGAUGGGCGGCGUCGCAGGCGCUCUUUUCCAAGUGGCCCUGCAGCUCGGGACCGUCAUCGGACUUUCCGUCCAAGCUGGCUUCCUCACACUGCACACCGGCAACGUCAGCAAUUGGGACAACGUCCGUGUUUCGUUCUGGUUCGUCGUCGGGUGGCAAUUAUUGGCUGCUCUCCUUACAGCAGUGUUCUAUCGGCAGCCGAAGAAGGCAGAUGGGGAUGAGGAGAGGGGGGAGACUGUCAUGGCGCAUUAG